CAGCAAUGGUUAUUUCCAUCAUCAUCUCCAAACAAAUUCCCAUAUAAGUCUACAGUGGAUUGUAUUGCUCUAUUAUUCUGAUUAAGCACGGCGUUGUAACUUUUAUAUCAAUAGAUGCCAAGGGAUCCAAUUUUCAGCGAGGCAUCUCUCUGAAUAAAAUGUGAAUGAAUGCAGAAACAAAAGGAAAAUAUAGUGUGCCUCAAGGAAAUGCAUAACGAUACAGUUAUAAAAUAACACAGGAGGAACACGUUGAAUGACAAUAUUCUUAUCUGGCGACAAAACAGCAUAAUGUACUCACACUAUUUGUAUUUGUGAAUGCUUUACAAAUAAGAGACGAUGUAUUGCGGCGCUAAAGCUCUGACCCUGAGCUCGUUUGUUCUGGGUGCCAUUUCCAUUGCUACCCUAUCAUUGUCAGUGGCGACUGAUUCCUGGCUGUUCACAGAAGAAGAAAUGGACUGCGUCAUUGAAAACAUGACCGUCAAACUACCAGUAAAUGUUCGGUCUGGACUGUUCCGUUUCUGUACCGUCUACUUAGAUGCAGAUGAUGAUUGUGUCACAAUGGGUAUAAACCUGAACGAAGAGAGACUGGAGGAGAGACUAACAUCAACAGCUAUAAUGCGUGCUAACAGAGUGUCCACGGUGUUCCCAAUUGUUUCUCUAAUACUGCUUGUGAUUGCCACGAUUCUGAGUGUUAUCGGAAACAUCAACCAUGACGUCAAAACCCUGAUUUCGUCCGGAAUUCAUAUCUUAUCAGGACUGAUGUUGGCUGUUGGAAUUAUCCUCUAUAUAUCCGCCAUCAACGAUGAGGUUGGACAUCGCCCAAAGCCGUCUGAGGCAGACGACGACACCAAAAAGUUUGGUUACGAGUAUGGCUGGUCAUUCUUCUUUGCUGGAACGUCUUUCCUUUUCAUUAUGACGACAGCAGUGAUCCUUGUGUCGCUGUAUCUACAACGAAACUCAAAGCGAGAGGAUCUCAUUAAGAUUAUCCCGGGUCUAGGUGACGUAGUGGAUAAUGAUGUCACUGAUGACGUAUUUGCCACCAACAAUCCAACAAUAAUUUUAUGAAAACUUGUCAGUCGCAUGAUGUAAUGAUGUUUUGUUACAGAAUUUAAUGCUUUUUCCAAUAUUCAUUUUCACUGUGAUAUCUGAAAAGGUUGUGUUGAAGAUAAGCAUGAUUUUGGACAACUGCUGAUCUAUGCUCAAUAACAAACUACCAUCAUGUAAGUGGCCAUUUUCCUUUGCUUUUAUCAAUAAUAUUGAUAUAGAUGCUAUUAAGUAUUUGCCAGCAUUUUCUAAGAGUUCACCGUGGCAAAUGAAGCCAAUUUGUAUCUUGAAUUUUUAUAGUAUUUUCUGAAAUUUCAGAAAAGAAAUGAGUUUUAUAAUUUUUUGUUGGUAUCUUGUACAUAUUUGUACUCAUAUAGUAUUUGAGAUUGUGCCAUUGUAAAUAUAUACAUGUAUUUUAUUUCUCAAAAAUUG
Saccostrea echinata is the source of this 1476-nucleotide messenger RNA. Its product is annotated as voltage-dependent calcium channel gamma-5 subunit-like. Gene Ontology annotation, cellular component: postsynaptic density membrane; AMPA glutamate receptor complex. Bases 337 to 1065 code for a protein of 242 amino acids. Gene Ontology annotation, molecular function: channel regulator activity; voltage-gated calcium channel activity. The record is from RefSeq and is a predicted model, not a curated record. The transcript has 4 exons. Lineage: Eukaryota; Metazoa; Mollusca; Bivalvia; Ostreida; Ostreidae. Gene Ontology annotation, biological process: regulation of AMPA receptor activity; postsynaptic neurotransmitter receptor diffusion trapping; neurotransmitter receptor internalization.